This is a messenger RNA of Adineta ricciae, 333 nucleotides long. The record is from the annotation of a GenBank genome assembly. NCBI's taxonomy places the organism in Eukaryota, Metazoa, Rotifera, Eurotatoria, Adinetida, Adinetidae.
AUGGCGAAGAUAUUCAUACAUAUUGUCUUUCUGAUCGUGUUUCUUGUGGAAUUCAACGCAAGCAUUCCAUCGUUUGCGAAUGUUAAUCGAGAUAUUUCGAUGAAAUCUAAUCGACUUGCACGUUAUGCUAGCCCAUUAUACAAUGCGAUGAGAUAUCCAUCGAAUUAUCAGUACCAGGGAAAUCAUUACCCGACUUUGUCUGAGCAAGACGAAGCUGAACCCGAAACAUUUUAUGUUAAAAUGGAUAUUGAUUCAAACGAAGAUACAGAUGCAGAUCUGGAUACAGAAACGAAAUAUGUGAACAUUAUGAUCGAUACAAAACCACGUGUUUAA